CUGACUGCAGAGGAUGGGCUGUAAAGAGAUUAAGCUGUUGUGUUUUUAUGUGGCACAAAGUUUGUGUGUGUUAGAGCCACAUUUGUAGAUCUAUAGCUGUACUCUGGUCACAAGACCUUGUAAUAAGCAAAAAUUGUCUUGCCCCUACAGGGGUGUCGGCAGACAUGUUCCGGCCAUCGGGGGUUUCAGACAGGAAUAUCCGUGAGGUUCUGUCUGAGAAUACAGAGCUGAAGAAAUUCCAUGAGCAGAUGAGACGAGAUGUGCAGACUAUCCUGAGCAGACAUGAGGCUGUCCAUGUGCGGGCAGCUACGGAGGAAUCCACAGGGUCCAACAAACGAGUUGCGGCAGGACGGUCAAGGCCCACCCGUGUUGGGGAAGCUGGGGUUACAGGAGGCCUUAAGAAGCAGUGGAACAGCUUUAAGCAGCUGGUGGAGUCUCUGGAAGCCAGAGCGAUUCACGAUGGUGUGAGUCAUGUGAUUAGCGUAACGGACCAUGAGAAGGAACUGACGCGGCUGAAGAAAGAGAUGCAGGAACUGAGAGAGGAACUGGGACAGAGCCGGGAACUGAUAAGUCAUCAGCAGCAAUUAUUGCAGGAUCAGAUGGUACCACAGCCCGGGGAAGGCCAGUCCUCUCCUCUGUGGGAUGCUUACUUCUUGGAGGAGCAGCUGAGGUUAGAGCAGGACCUGGCCACGUUCGAGGAGCAGAAAAUGGCCUUCCAGGAUGAGAGGGAUAAGUUUACAGAGGCAGCCAUCCGCCUAGGCCGAGAGCGUCUCCAAUUUGAAGCUGAUCAGGCCCUCUUCAUGAAGCAACAGUUCUUGAAUAUGACCCCUGGUCUGGGGACACCCCCCUGGAAGAAGACUCCCCCCUGGUCUGCACUAGGUACAGACACUCCAAGCAGGACUCCCGCCCAACUUAAAAAGCAAUUCACCCCCAAUCGCUCCAGUGCUGGCAGACUGCAGAAAGGGCUGACGUCUGCCGAUCCUAUGACCCCCAGCACCGCUGAGCUGUACAGAGUCCUGCGACUGGCUCCUCCCAGCAGGUCGUUGGAGUCUCGUUCCUGUGAGAGCAGCAGCCAGCCAGACACAUCUGAGGACAGCAGCCGGAGAUGGAGUGACAGUCUGUCACCAAGGAGUGAGUCUCCAGAGCUCCUCCAGCCUCUUCCAGCAUUUGUUGCACCUCUCAAACUGAGCAUGACUCCAUAUCUUCUCCCCAGGACCACACCCGGGUGCCAUUCUCGUGGCCACACUGACCCGCGGACGCCCAGCACUGCAGAGCUGUACAGAAUGCUGCGGCUAACCCCUGCCGACAGUGUAUCUUCUGGACAAAAGAGGCGAGGGGACGUACUCCGCAGGUCCAUACUGCAUCAGUCUCACCGUAGAGCUAGCCUCAACAAAGCAGCAGGGCCCCUCGGCUCCAAUGAGAAUGCAGGAGGCGGUGAACAACUGUCUGGGUGUCCUACUGAAUCUGCUGAGGCAGAGUACGAGACGGAUUCCCUGCAUUCUGAAGACAGCAGCCAGACAUUGGGGGAUGGAGACACUCCUACCAGCGAGGGGUUGUCUCUUCCCAGAGACCACUUGGAAUGCUUAGACAGUGACUCCUUGUAUAGAGUAACUCCUCUACAAGACUCCUCACCCCUUCACCUUGGAGAAUAUGUACCCGAAGUUCGUGUGGACUCUUCCUAUUGCAGUCAGAGUCCUGCAUCUACCACCCAUUUGAAGAGCAAUCAAGCGGCUUGUCCAUGUGAGGAGCUAUUUGACAAACUGGCUAAUGGGCUCCAUACUAAUGGCAGCCUCAGAAGUAGACGGAUGGAGAAGGGGAAUUCUAGAGGGCAGUGUAACUGCAGGUCUCAGGAGACCCUUCACCCUAAAGACACAGGUAGAAGUAGGUUGGGUGAAGGCCCUCGCCCUGGAGAGGGAGGCAGAACCAGGUCAAGAGAGAGUUCCCGUUCUAGAGAUGGGUGUACGACUAGCUCUAGGGAAGAUUGUGGAAACCGCACUUUUGACUGGCCAAGUCCAUCUCUCUACUUUGAAAAUAAUUGUGAUGCUCAGAAUAGUGAGGUCCCCCAUCAUAGCAACGCCAAGAGGAGGAGGUCUUUAGAUUCCCUCCACCACAUGUCUGGCUGCAAGAGCCAGCCGAGGGAAAGCUGCCAGAGCCGCUCAGCACGCAGGAGGUCGUCCCAUCAGCAGAGAGACUCCUUGUACACCUCCGGUCCCGGUCGCUCCCCUCUCCACUUCAGGCGCUCUUGUCCCUCAGCCUGCAAUUCUGGGCCUCUAAGUAAAGAACAAGUUGAUGCAUGCAACCUCCGUUCAGACUUGCUAACAUUAUUCCUGGCCUGUGACCAUUGAGGAACUCACCUUCUCCCAGGGCCAUGAGAUUGGUGUUCUUAGGGAUGGUAAAAAAAUUAGCACGUUUUUUCUUUUCUUUUUUUACUUAUAGAAUUAACCCCUUAUUUAUAACGACUUGUCACCUCUCUUGCUGGAAGGGUCGGAUACAAUACACGUGUGAGAAAAGCACUAAUUUGUGAUGCAGGUCAGGCGACAUGAAGUCCACCAGCUAUUUACCGGUAGACCCUGCCUGCUUUUUGUUGCGUAAAGUUGGCCUGCAGGAUGGUGUUUUGGUUUUCUUUGGUUUAUUUGUUUGGAUUUUUUUUUUCCUGCAUUGAAUGACUUUAUAGAGCACUGAUCACCUGCACUGUUGGUAUUGCAUAAGAAGCACAAAUUCAUUUGGAUUUUAACUGUGUUAAUAAACUCUCUCAACCUUUUACCUUUA
This is a messenger RNA of Pseudophryne corroboree (corroboree frog), 2769 nucleotides long. RefSeq lists its product as uncharacterized. Gene Ontology annotation, cellular component: centriolar satellite; ciliary basal body. The coding region runs from base 165 to 2345 and encodes 726 amino acids. Lineage: Eukaryota; Metazoa; Chordata; Amphibia; Anura; Myobatrachidae. Gene Ontology annotation, biological process: intraciliary transport involved in cilium assembly. The transcript has 10 exons. The record is from RefSeq and is a predicted model, not a curated record.